CCCCAGCGGCGCUUCGAAACCCAGUCAGUGCCGUCGCUGUAAGUGGUCCUGUGGCGGAGCUCUGCAGGGCCUGGACCUUCAGAUAGCCACAAUGGCCGAAAAUGGCGAUAAUGAAAAAAUGGCUGCUCUUGAGGCCAAAAUCUGUCAUCAAAUUGAGAACAAUAUAAAGCUGUAUAUAGAAAAAGUUAAUGGCUCUUCAACAACCUGCCGCCUCUCAAAUCCCACCCUCCUGAGUAUUAUUUUGGUGAUUUCAAUUUACCUCGGGACAAAUUUUUAAAGGAACAGAUUAAACUGGAUGAAGGCUGGGUACCUCUGGAGAUAAUGAUAAAAUUCAAUAGGUUAAACCGUCUAACAACAGACUUUAAUGUAAUAGUAGAAGCACUGAGUAAAUCAAAGGCAGAACUCAUGGAAAUAAGUGAAGAUAAAACUAAAAUCCGAAGAUCUCCAACCAAACCCCUCCCUGAAGUGACUGAUGAGUAUAAAAAUGAUGUAAAAAACAGAUCUGUUUAUAUUAAAGGCUUCCCAACUGAUGCAACCCUUGAUGACAUAAAAGAGUGGUUAGAAGAUAAAGGUCAAGUACUAAAUAUUCAGAUGAGAAGAACAUUGCACAAAGCAUUUAAGGGAUCAAUAUUUGCUGUGUUUGAUAGCAUUGACUCUGCUAAGAAGUUCGUUGAGACCUCUGGCCAGAAGUACAAAGACACGGACCUGCUAAUACUUUUCAAGGAAGAUUACUUCGCAAAAAAAAAUGAAGAAAGGAAGCAAAAUAAAGUGGAAGCUAAAUUACGAGCUAAACAAGAGCAGGAAGAAAAACAAAAGUUAGCAGAAAAUGCUGAAAUGAAAUCUUUAGAAGAAAAGAUUGGCUGCUUGCUGAAGUUUUCAGGUGACUUAGAUGAUCAGACCUGUAGAGAAGAUUUGCACAUCCUUUUCUCAAAUCAUGGUGAAAUAAAAUGGAUAGACUUUGUCAGAGGAGCAAAAGAGGGAAUAAUUCUAUUUAAAGAAAGAGCUAAGGAAGCACUGGAUAAAGCCAAAGAUGCAAAUAAUGGUAACUUACAAUUAAGAAACAAAGAAGUGACAUGGGAAGUACUAGAAGGAGAUGUGGAAAAAGAAGCAUUGAAAAAAAUCAUUGAAGAUCAACAAGAAUCCCUAAGCAAAUGGAAGUCAAAAGGUCGCAGAUUUAAAGGAAAAGGAAAGGGAAAUAAAACUGCCCAGACUGGGUCUGCUAAAGGAAAAGUACAGUUUCAGGGCAAGAAAACUAAAUUUGAUAGUGAUGAAGAACAUGAUGAAAAUCGUGCAUCAGGACUGGUAAAAAGAGCAAGAGAAGAAACAGACAAAGAAGAACCUGCAUCAAAACAACAGAAAACAGAAAAUGGUGCUGGAGAUCAGUAGUUGAGUAGACAUUUUUUUUACUCAUCUUAAUUAGGUUUUAAGCUGCUUUUGUCUUAGGAGGCUUUUAAAAAGAAAACCGAAUUAGGUCCACAUCAAUGUCCACCUGCAAGAAAGGAAAGUUUUUUGUUGUUUUUUUGUUAAUCCAAAUGAAGAUUUCUUUUUUUAAUGUAUAGUUGUUUUGUGUUAUUGCAGAUAAUUCAAAUAUCAAAGGAUUCUUCCGCUACAUUGCCUUUGUAAUAUGAGAAUGUAUUAGUACAAACCAAUAAAACAUACAUAAAAAGAGCAAAA
Molecule: messenger RNA, 1674 nt
Organism: Manis javanica (Malayan pangolin)
Lineage: Eukaryota; Metazoa; Chordata; Mammalia; Pholidota; Manidae
Gene: SSB
Product: small RNA binding exonuclease protection factor La
Biological process (GO): tRNA processing; positive regulation of translation
Cellular component (GO): cytoplasmic stress granule; nucleus; cytosol
Molecular function (GO): mRNA binding
Source: RefSeq, a predicted model, not a curated record